AUGGAGGACGACGUUCAGGAAGAAUCCGCAGACACCCGACAGACUUUGCCAGUCCCUGUCCCUGUCCCUGUACCUGUCCCUGUCUCCACGUCUUCUCGCAAUAACGAUACGAACGAUACCAACGUUGCCAACGAUACGGAAGCUGACGCCAUGGUCGAGGAUGAACCUGCCUCCGCCAUAUCGUCGCGAUCAACAACUGUGUCACCGGGCCCCGAAUCCACCGCCACUGCCGGUACGACGCCGGGCCCCAGCGCAGAGCCGGAUUCCGUAAAGGAGAUGGACGGGGCUGAGAAUAGUCGGUCGCCCGCUGUGGGAGGCGUGCGAAUACCGUUAAAUGACCACGCCGGCGGUAAUUCUCGCGAAUCCAUUGCCGGUCCGUCGCAGCAUGGGGGCUCCGGUAGGGACCGAGAAGUUGGCAACGCCAGCCCGGUGGAUGACGAGGAGUACCACACGGCCCCUUCGAUGGGCUCUGACUUCCCCAGCAUGAGGGUGAUCCCGACUACGCCAUCCUCGUUCCUCCGACCCGGUAGCAAAUUCCAUGGAACCCAGCAAUCGGAGAAACAAGUGUACGACGUCCAAGUGGAGAUUAAGCAUGUCGACUUGAGGGAAUCUUUUCUCUGCGGAUACCUGCGCAUCCAAGGAUUGACCGAGGACCACCCAACCCUGACGACGUACUUUGAGGGCGAGAUCAUCGGCACCAAGUACAGCUUCCUCACGAAACACGAGAGCUGGGGCGCUUCCGACAAGAUCGACCUCAGCCACUGGAACAAGUUCAGCGCCUUCCAGCCGUACCUGAGAACCGUGCGCAAGGGCCCCGUGUUCAUUAACAAUGUCGCGCAAAAAGAGAACAUCUUCAUGCGGUGGAAAGAGCACUUCCUCGUCCCCGAUCACCGAGUACGCACCAUCACGGGGGCGAGCUUCGAGGGGUUCUAUUACAUAUGCUUCAACCAGGUCAAGGGGGAAGUUAGCGGUAUCUACUUUCACUCCAAGAGCGAGAAAUUCCAGCAACUUGAGCUCAAACACGUCGAAGACAGGGGGUGUGUCCCUGCCAUUGAGUUUCGGUAA
Messenger RNA from Sodiomyces alkalinus F11, 1065 nucleotides. RefSeq lists its product as hypothetical. Gene Ontology annotation, biological process: protein catabolic process in the vacuole; protein targeting to vacuole; negative regulation of gluconeogenesis. Gene Ontology annotation, cellular component: extrinsic component of membrane; GID complex. Bases 1 to 1065 code for a protein of 354 amino acids. Lineage: Eukaryota; Fungi; Ascomycota; Sordariomycetes; Glomerellales; Plectosphaerellaceae. The transcript has 4 exons. The record is from RefSeq and is a predicted model, not a curated record.